CAACGACAGAGAUCCCUUUCCCUCUCUCUCUCUCGCUCUCCACAUUCCCCGUUAACUUCCCCCUGGUAGUAACCGUUUCUUAUUCUUCGCGUUCACAAUCCGAUUCUCUACAGUGAUUGGAAUUCCGAUCAAUGCUAGCCAACGUCGCCGCCGCUCGCCGGUGAUUCUUUCUUCUUUCGUCGAAGCAGGAUCAAGAAAGCAUUCUUUGAGAACGACCGGUAGGCAAGGUGUUUGCUAGAUUGCGUCAAUGGCCGCCUCAAGACUCGCAUAAGAGAAAGCUUCUGUCUCGACGUGAUCAAGUGAGCGCUCGGGAAAGGCGAAAGAACCGUUCGCGACUGUGUUUUCGCGCUCGGACGGCCUGCAGGGAAAGUGUUUGCUUUAUUGUGUCAAUGGCCGUCUGAAUUCUAGCAGAGUCUGAUAACAACUAACGUCUCUACAGGAAACAAAGCGCAUGCCAGGGAAUAAUUACUGUCCGAGUCCUACCACGCCGAGAACAAGACUAGAGAGGCUUCUGAGGGAUAGAGAGCUUCGGAAAUCCAGCCGAGUUUCCACUCCCUCUGAGGAGAUAGGAGAUACUCUAUCGGAAGCCGAUUUCUUCUCCCAGGAUUCCAUUCUAUCUUGCCAACUAAGCGACGAGCAGCAGGAUUUCGAAGGAUUGUUGGAAGGUUCUCCUCCGCAAGAUGUGCGGCCUCGUAAACAAAGAUUGCUGGUGGUUGCCAACAGGCUCCCCGUUUCUGCAACUCGGAUGGCUGAUGAUGCGUGGCAUCUUGAGAUCAGUGUGGGCGGCUUAGUCAGUGCACUUUUGGGGGUGAAGGAGUUUGAUGCCAGGUGGAUUGGCUGGGCCGGUGUGCACGUACCUGAUGAAAGUGGACAGAAGGCACUAACUGAAGCAUUGGCCAAAAAGAGGUGCAUCCCUGUUUUCCUUGAUGAAGAUACUGUUCACCAGUACUACAAUGGCUACUGCAACAAUGUCCUGUGGCCUCUUUUCCAUUAUCUGGGUCUUCCCCAAGAAGACAGACUCUCGACGACCCGUAGUUUCCAGUCCCAGUUUGAUGCCUACAAGAGGGCGAAUCACAUGUUUGCCGAUGUUGUGAACGAACAUUAUGAGGAGGGAGAUGUCGUUUGGUGCCAUGAUUACCAUCUGAUGUUUCUCCCCAAGUGCUUAAAAGAGCACAAUAGCAAAAUGAAGGUUGGGUGGUUUCUCCACACGCCUUUUCCUUCAUCGGAGAUACAUAGGAUGCUGCCAUCACGUUCAGAUCUCCUGCGAUCCGUUCUGGCUGCUGAUUUAGUUGGGUUCCACACUUAUGAUUACGCAAGGCACUUUGUCAGUGCAUGUACUCGCAUCUUGGGGCUUGAGGGGACACCUGAAGGAGUAGAAGAUCAGGGGAGGCUUACUCGUGUUGCAGCGUUCCCUAUUGGGAUAGAUUCAGAUAGAUUCAUCCGAGCUCUAGAGCUUCCGAAAGUCAAGGAGAGUAUGAAAGAUCUGAAAGAAAGAUUUGCUGGCAGAAAGUUAAUGUUAGGUGUUGAUCGUCUUGAUAUGAUCAAAGGGAUACCCCAAAAGAUUUUGGCAUUUGAGGCUUUUCUGGAGGAAAAUCCACAAUGGCGUGAAAAAGUAGUGCUUCUGCAAAUUGCUGUGCCCACAAGAACAGAUGUUCCUGAGUAUCAAAAGCUUACAAGCCAAGUUCAUGAGAUUGUUGGACGCAUCAACGGAAAAUUUGGGACCCUUACCAGUGUUCCAAUUCACCAUCUGGAUCGAUCACUUGACUUUACGGCUCUAUGUGCACUAUACGCUGUUACGGAUGUGGCACUUGUUACGUCAUUAAGGGACGGAAUGAAUCUUGUCAGCUAUGAGUUCGUUGCUUGCCAGGCUGCCAAGAAAGGGGUCCUCAUUUUAAGCGAGUUUGCAGGAGCAGCACAGUCGCUUGGAGCUGGAGCACUUUUGGUCAACCCAUGGAAUAUCUCAGACGUUGCUACAUCGAUUCGUUAUGCUCUGAAUAUGUCAGAAGAUGAAAGAGAGAAGAGAUUCCACCACAACUUCAUGCAUGUGACGACUCACACAUCACAAGAGUGGGCUGCAACCUUCGUCAGCUACUCAUUGGCCAAAAAUAUUUCUCAUGCGGAAUCUCGUUGGUGUAGUGAACUGAACGACACUGUGGUUGAAGCACAGCUAAGGACAAGGCAAGUGCUUCCUGUCCUUCCAAUCGACACUGCAGUUUCCCGCUACACCUGCUCCCACAAUCGCUUGCUUAUACUGGGGUUUAAUGGAAGUUUAACCGAACCAGUAGACUCUUCUGGUAGAAGAGGUGGUCAAAUUAGAGAGCUGGAACCUAGACUGAACCCUGAACUGAAAGAACCUUUGAAGAAGCUGUGUGGUGAUGAAAAGACGACUGUCAUUGUCCUCAGCGGAAGUGAUCGAUCAGUCCUAGAUAAUAACUUCGAGGAAUUCAAUAUGUGGUUAGCAGCAGAGAAUGGGAUGUUCUUACGCCUUACGAGUGGAGACUGGAUGACAACAAUGCCCGAAAAUCUCAACAUGGACUGGGUUGACAGCGUAAAGCAUGUUUUCGAGUAUUUUACAGAAAGGACGCCUCGAUCCCAUUUCGAGCUCCGUGAAACUUCACUAGUUUGGAACUACAAGUACGCAGAUGUUGAGUUUGGAAGGCUGCAAGCGAGAGACUUGCUGCAGCAUCUAUGGACCGGCCCAAUCUCAAAUGCUGCCCUUGAUGUCGUCCAUGGAGGCCGUUCGGUGGAGGUUCGAGCUGUUGGUGUUACAAAGGGAGCAGCCAUUGAUCGCAUUCUUGGGGAAAUAGUGCAUAACAAAAACAUGAAGGCACCCAUUGACUACGUCCUCUGCAUCGGCCAUUUCCUCAACAAGGAUGAAGACAUUUACUCAUUUUUCGAGCCGGAGCUGCCGGCGAUGACACAUAUAUCGUCACGGGCCACUUCCCCUGACCCUUACGGCUACGCUAGCCGGGGGUCCAAGCCCAAGUUGCCAGGAAGCAGAACGCCCAAAUCACAGGCCCACUUGAUGAAGCAGCGGUCAUUGUCAACCCUGGAGAGAAGUAAUUUUGGGACGUCCAGUUGGCGGCAGCUGGGCAGAGACGACAGAGCCUCGUCGGCGUCGGCGUCGGCAGAUGGUGCGGCGGCGUCGUCGUCGUCGUCAUCGUCUCGCGGCCAUGAGGGUUCUUCCGUCCUGGAUCUGAAGGGCGAGAACUACUUCUCCUGUGCUGUCUCCAAGAAGCGAACCAACGCCAGGUAUCUGCUUCGGUCUUCCAGCGACGUCGUGGAGCUACUGAAGGAGCUCGCUGAUACGGUGCCGUAGCCAUGUGGUGGGAUGGUAUAAGUUUUGGAUUUUCGGCUUCGCAUCGAAUGUAUGUGUUACAAUAUUAUAGAUCCAUUUUAGGUUAGGUCAUCUGAUAAUGUCGUUUACAUUCACUGCCUGGCAAAAUGGUUUUGACACCAAGUAGAAUAGAAUCUUCGAAAAUUUCAACUAUUUUGUAGAGGUUGCAGUGGAGUUUCUAAUCAAGCUCUUGCACUU
Messenger RNA from Linum tenue, 3535 nucleotides. Lineage: Eukaryota; Viridiplantae; Streptophyta; Magnoliopsida; Malpighiales; Linaceae. The record is from the annotation of a GenBank genome assembly.